Molecule: messenger RNA, 574 nt
Organism: Drosophila eugracilis
Lineage: Eukaryota; Metazoa; Arthropoda; Insecta; Diptera; Drosophilidae
Exons: 2
Coding region: 100-546 (148 amino acids)
Source: RefSeq, a predicted model, not a curated record
UCUGGUAUAUAUAGUGGGUGGAGUGGAUGAAUCUCUUCAGUAUUGCCUAGCAGUGCCUGUGAAGCGUUUCGUCCGCACUAAACAGAAGAUAUCUCCAAGAUGGCUCCCCGAGAGAAAGUUGAGUUUGUUCUAGUUCGCCUGGCCUAUGUGCCGUACAUUCAUCCUUUGUACCCACGUAUCAGCUACCAGAUCAGAAAACAUCCUCCCACAGGAUCGAUUAUCCAAGUGCGCGAUUGGUUCGAACAUGUGAUGAUGCGGGAGCGUUCUAAGCUUGCCCCGGAUGUCAACAUUCGGUACGCGGAGUGGCGCAUCAUUACUGGCGAUGUUGAGCUGUUCCAGGUGCAGGGCUGUCGCUUCGACAAGAUCAUGCUGGUGCUGGGCGAAGAGAACAUAUCGUGGGUUUUCUACCAGAACAUGCCCCUGCACCGUCGCAUCGAAGGCAGCGCCUGCUUUCCCGUGAGCUAUUGUGGAUGCUGCCUAAACAACCAGUACCUAGAUAUUAUGGCCAAGAUCAAGCAAACUGUGUCGAGGAAGAAGAUACGAUGAAAUAAAUACAUUGGAAUACUAAUGGAAA